Molecule: messenger RNA, 3332 nt
Organism: Linum trigynum
Lineage: Eukaryota; Viridiplantae; Streptophyta; Magnoliopsida; Malpighiales; Linaceae
Source: the annotation of a GenBank genome assembly
UCAGUGUAUUUGAUUGAGGUGGGUUCUUUGAUUUCCAUAAUUUCCUUAGUGGAGUUCUCUUUCAUACACGAGGUGGGGCCACGCAGAAGCAGGCUUCACCUGCACAGUAAGACUCAUCGUUCCUUCCGUCGUUUUCGGUUUUCUAUGAGUGUUUUGAGAUUAUUUGCCGAUCUUCAGUCAUCUUUUGUCUUUCUGUUUUGGUUUGUUCAACAGUAUUCAUGGUCAUCCAUUGAACCAUGCCAUUGUUCUUGGUAACAGGCCAUAUAUAAUGUCCAAGACAUCAAGAAGGCUUCAAAGAAAAUCAUUUAGGUGACACAAUCUCAGAUUUGCUCACGGUGAAGAUUUUCUUGCCGUUGAGGAUUGUUGUCUGGGUUUAAAAUUGAUUAGCAUUUACGAGACUUGUUGGUUCUUGAAUUUGAGGAAAAGAGGGACUCAUGAUUUAGUUUACAGCCCAUUUUGUAUGAUAUGCUGACUAGAUUUCCAAAUGAAUCUGUUUUUUUCUUUUUCUAGUCAACUUCCUGGUGGCCUUUCCUAUUGCCUUUAUGUCUGCAAGUGAUCUUUUUUCCACGAAACAGACAAGUUGUUUUCAAUGCUUUUCUUAUAAAGGAGGUUAAAUUUUCGGUUUCUAAUAGCAUUUGAUUAUAUGUUGACUGCAUGGUACCUCGGCGUCCACGUGCAGCAUAUAUCAGUGCAUGCUGUGUCGUUUUAUCUCCACCUGUGUUUUGCAUGAGCUCCAUUGCUUACCUGGUGACAGCCAAUCCUCUUGAUUAAAUUUGUUUACCUUCCCCUUUAGCUCUAUAAAUCAAGGACUACACUUUUUCUAGUUCGCAUUCUGCUUAUGGAUCAAUCUGGCCCCUCCAGUUCAUCUGCUCCUAAGAAAACUAUUCGAAGGAGGAAAAAGCUAGGAGGUUACAUGGGUGUUCGUACGAGGGCAGUUGGAAAGUUUGCUGCUGAAAUUAGUGUUCCAAGAAUGGGAAAAAGGUUGUGGUUAGGCUCAUUUGAUUCAGCAGAUAAGGCAGCUAGAGCAUAUGAUGCUGCCCUGUAUUGUGUUCGUGGUGAGUGUGGUAAUUUCAAUUUUCCAGGUGAUAGACGGCCAGAACUCCCUAAGGCUCCCAUGGAUUCACUGUCAGAAGCAGAGAUAAAGGCUAUUGCUAAUAGAUUUGCUUUGUCACGAGGUACCUCAGGCUUAACCCUGGUGUCUUCUUCAGCAGGAACACCGGUGGGUGCUGAUAAAUCAGAUUCUGAUUUACCAGUUUCUAGUGCAGCUGCUAAGCAGAGCACAUCUGAAGAGAAGGGAGCGGAACCAGUUGCAGAAGACUCACUUGAUGGUCUAGAAAUGGAUGAUUUCCAGAAUCUGGACCUUGAAUGGGUGGAUACCCUUUAAGGUGAUCCGAUGGUCCACCUUGGUAACAAGGGAAUUCCCAAUCCAGAACCGACCUUUUUAGUUAUUUUCUAUGCCCCAUGUAACUUCAGUUGUGAUUGUGUGUUUUUGACUGUGGAAUUGUGACAAGCUUGCUUUAGAAACUCUUAGUAAUGGUACUUGCUUUAGUUGCUUAUUUGGGGGUAUUGGAACCAAACCUGCAAUUGACCAUAGCAGUAGCAUUAUGAGUUUGAGUGACCCCAAGGUGCAUAGUGGCAUGCCUUUCUGUGAGAUUCUUCUCAUAUCAAGGAUUACUACUGUUUAAGUGAAGUUUUGGUUCAUGGGAGAUCAUUUGCUUCCUAUUUUCGUUUUGAUUGAAUUCUGCAUUUGGGUUUUCUUGUUUGUUCCAAAUCUCUGUUAUUGCUUCUACAUGUGCAGUCUUCGUUUUUUGUUCUUGGGUUCGAACAAAAUUCUCCUAUUGUUUGAUUGUUUCCACCCAUUUUUUAAGGUGCUUGAGUGAGAGUCGCCGUGAUGGUUGUUGCAUUUGCAACAAAGAGGAAGGCACUGUUUUAACACGGAAGGGUAGUCUGUAUGUUUCCCUUUGUUAUAUGAACGAUCUUGAAACUGCAUCCAAUUGCAAUACGAUUGCAGACUACUGAACUGAACGACAUGAAAGUUUAUGCCUUUCCGAUACCAUUUUCAUUGCUUUUUCAUUAUUCAAUCAAUCCAUGGAGGAGCCAAAUCCAAAUGAGUGGUUCCUGAAACAACGAGGUGUGAACAGUGAUGAUGAUGAUGGCAACAACAAUAACAUGUAGACAGAUAUAUGCGUUCUAAAUUUUUUCGUUUCUAGAAUUAAUGUUCCUUCUUGGACAACAAGAGCGAUGAACUCGAAAUAAUGAGAAAUCAAAAGGUCACAAUAGAAACAUAUUCUUUUUGAAUGAAAGGAUUCGUCAAAAUCAGUAACUUGAAUGAAUGAAAAAAAACAGGGGACUUUCACAAUCCUCAUCUUUAAUGUCUCUCUGCUCCAUUUAACUUCUUUCUCACACAAGCUGCAACGUCAUCAUAGUGAGGAUCUAAAAGUACAUAUAAGCGUUUUUCCAAACUGUCGUUUAGCGAUUUAAAUUCUCUUCCCAUUCAUGCUUCCACGUCUGUACUUUAUCUCUCCCCUCAUCAUGAUUUCGUUCAGUUUCACUUUUACCUUUUAUCCUUUUGAACUUUGGCAGUUUGGGCUUUCUCCCGCUGUUUCUUUUUUAUAGUCUUUCUAUUAUAAACCUCUCUUUUCGGGAUUUUUCCAAUAAUAGUACCUUUAAAAAAAAUUACAAAAAUAGCACCUAUGUAAAAGAAAUUCCACUAAUAGCACCUUAUUUUUUGGAACGCACCCCUAAGAUGCGUUUUUAAUGUAAAACGCACCUUACAGAUGCGAUCUACACGUAAAACGCAUCAGAGGGGUGCAAUCUACAAUAUAAAACGCACCAGACUGAUGCGAUUCGGGGAGGACGCGUUGCGAUCCACCAGAUCGUCGGAUUGAUAGCAGAUCCAACGGCUAAGCGCACGCCAGCGGAGCGAUCCGCGCCUUGGAUCCCAGAUCGCACGCCAGCAAUGCGAUCCGCGCCGGUGUCAGUCAAACCGCAUUGGGAGGGUGCAAUCUGCGCCUGGGGAAGCGGAAAACGCAUUGGGAGAAUGCGAUCCGCGCGGGGCAAAAUUACCGCCUCGCCCCUGGAGCCUGCGAUCUGAAAAACUAUAAAUAGCUCCCCUCCCCCUCUCAUUUCUUCACACCUUCAACCCAUUCUUCCUUCUCUCUCUAAGUUUUAUCUCUCUAAACCCUCCCCCUCCCAAAAGCCUAGGAAAUAGUGGUCUAUUGGUUGCGGCAAAGUCCGAUCUGCAAUUAGAAAACAUUUCUUAGGUUUUUUCCUCAAAACCCGCCGAGCCGAAGCUCUGUCCGAAUUGCGCCGAAAAAAUGGUCGAUUGGUGG